AUGUCCUUUUCUAAGGCGCCCCUGAAACGAUUCAAUGACCCUUCUGGAUGUGCACCAUCUCCAGGUGCUUAUGAUGUUAAAACUUCAGAAGUAUUAAAAGGACCAGUAUCCUUUCGGAAGUCACAAAGGUUUAAAAACCAAAAAGAAUCUCAACAAAAUCUUAAUGUUGACAAAGAUACUACCUUGCCUGCUUCAUCAAGAAAAGUUAAGACUUCGGGAUUAAAGAAAGAGUCUCAAAAGAAUGAAAAAGAUUUGAAGAUGUUGGAAAAAGAGAUUCGUGUUCUUGUGCAGGAACGUGGUGCUCAAGACAAGCGGAUCCAGGAUCUGGAAGCUGAGUUGGAGAAGAUGGAAGCAAAGCUAAAUGCUGCCGUCAGGGAAAAAACAUCUCUCUCUGCAAGUAAUGCUUCACUGGAAAAACAGCUUAUUGAAUUAACCAGGACUAAUGAGCUACUAAAAUCUAAGUUUUCUGAUGAUAGUAACCAGAAGAAUUUGAGAAUUCUAAGCCUUGAGUUGAUGAAACUUAGAAACAAAAGAGAAAUAAAGAUGAAGAGCAUGAUGGCUAAGCAAGAAGGCAUGGAGGUGAAGCUGCAGGUCACCCAGAAGAAUCUUGAAGAGUCUCAGGAGAAAAUAGCACAACUUGAGGGGAAACUUAUUUCAAUAGAGAAAGAAAAGAUUGAUGAAAAAUCUGAAACAGAAAAACUUUUAGAAUACAUCGAAGAAAUAAGUUGUGCAUCAGAUCAAGUGGAAAAAUACAAGCUAGACAUUGCCCAGUUAGAAGAAAAUCUGAAAGAGAAGAAUCAUGAAGUUUUAAGCCUUAAGCAGUCUCUGGAGGAAAAUGUUGCUAUAUUGUCUAAACAAGUAGAAGACAUGAAUGCUAAAUGCCAGCUGCUUGAAAAAGAAAAAGAAGACCUCAUCAAUAGGGACAGAGCACAGGAUGAAAAUCUAAACUCUGAGAUGCAAAACUUAAAAGAGAGGUCUGUUCUUGAGCAACAAGAACAUGAAGAGCUACAACAAAAAGUAUUGCAAAUUGAUUCACUUCUGCAACAAGAGAAGGAAUUAUCUUCUAGUCUUCAACAGAAGCUAUGUUCUUUUCAAGAGGAAAUGGUUAAAGAGAGGAAUCUCUUUGAGGGAGAAUUAAAGCAAGCACUGGAUGAGCUAGAUAAAUUACAGCAAAAGGAGGAACAAGUUGAAAGCCUGGUCAAGCAAUUGGAAGAGGAAUCAGGGUCUAGAGGUGAAGAAAUAAAACUCCUAGAAGAAAGGCUGAAAGGGAAAGAAGCUGAACUGGAGAAAAGUAACGCUGCUCACGCUCAGGCCACACUGCUUUUGCAGGAAAGGUAUAACAGUACAGUGCAGAGCCUGGGAGAUGUUACCGCUCAAUUUGAAAGCUAUAAAGCAUCAGCAGCAAGUGAGAUAGAAGAUCUUAAGGUGGAGAACAUGUCACUUCACGAAAAAGUGGCCAAGGCUGAGAAAAGUGCAGAGGAUGUUCAGCAUGAGAUAUUGGCAACUGAGAAUGCAAAUCAAGAAUACGCAAGGAUGCUUCUAGAUCUGCAGACCAAAUCAGCACUUAAAGAAGCAGAAGUUAAAGAAAUCACAGUUUCUUCUCUUAAAAAAAUAACUGAUUUGCAAAACCAACUCAAGCAACAAGGAGAAGACUUUAAGAAACAACUGGAAAAGGGAGAAGCAAGAAAAGCUGGAAAAGAAAACUCAACCGCAGAAUUAACUGAGGAAAUGAAUAAGUGGCGUCUCCUCUAUGAAGAAUUACAUAAUAAAACAAAACCUUUUCAGCUACAACUGGAUGCAUUUGAAGCAGAGAAACAGGCGUUGUUGAAUGAACAUGGUGCAGCUCAGGAACAGCUAAAUAAACUAAGAGAUUCGUAUGCUAAAUUACUGGGUCAUCAGAAUCUAAAGCAAAAAAUCAAGCAUGUUGUGAAAUUGAAAGAUGAAAAUAGCCAACUCAAAUCGGAGGUGUCAAAACUCCGCGCUCAACUUGCUAAAAGAAAACAACGUGAAACAAGACUUCAGGAGGAAUUGAAUAAAGUUCUGGGUAUCAAACACUUUGAUCCUUCAAAGGCUUUUCUUCAUGAAAGUAAAGAAAAUUUUGGUCUCAAAACCCCAUUAAAAGAAGGCAAUACAAACUGCUCCUGAGCUCUUAAUGGAGUUUCAAGAAUCAUGCAAGUAAACAUCUGAAAAGCCUGUUGAAGAUUAUUUCGUUCUUAUUAUUU
Messenger RNA from Balaenoptera ricei (Rice's whale), 2222 nucleotides. RefSeq names its product hyaluronan mediated motility receptor (gene HMMR). Gene Ontology annotation, biological process: regulation of apoptotic process. Gene Ontology annotation, cellular component: membrane. Lineage: Eukaryota; Metazoa; Chordata; Mammalia; Artiodactyla; Balaenopteridae. Gene Ontology annotation, molecular function: hyaluronic acid binding. The transcript is spliced from 18 exons. The coding region runs from base 1 to 2145 and encodes 714 amino acids. The record is from RefSeq and is a predicted model, not a curated record.